Molecule: messenger RNA, 5707 nt
Organism: Ceratitis capitata (Mediterranean fruit fly)
Lineage: Eukaryota; Metazoa; Arthropoda; Insecta; Diptera; Tephritidae
Gene: c11.1
Product: maestro heat-like repeat-containing protein family member 1
Exons: 13
Coding region: 1-5238 (1745 amino acids)
Cellular component (GO): cytoplasm
Source: RefSeq, a predicted model, not a curated record
AUGGAUCGUAAUAGUAAGGCGAAUGGGAGUGGAGGUGAUGGUGGCACAACUGAGAAGCCAUCUAUUUUGGAAGGCAUUUUGCACAGCCUCUUCGAAGGUCUCGUCGACAAAGAUGAAACGGUGCGCACGGCCAUCAAAAGUUCGUUGGUGAAAAUAUUAGAAACACAUCCGGCACGCGCCACCGACAUACUGGUGGAGUAUCGCGAGAAGAAUCCCAAAUUGUCGGAACAGACAAUCAUCAUAUUGCUAAAAGCCAUCGAACGCGUUGUCAACUCCGACACUCCCAUACCAACAGAGGCGAAUAAGAAACUCAUUAUAUUAGCGAUCGAAGAGCUAACACGUUCGGCUGAUCACCAACCACUCGUACAAGAACACGCCCUCACCAUUCUGGUAGCCAUCGGACGAGGUAAUGAAUGCAAAGCGGUGAUGGAGGCGUUGAUGACGCACACCAAAGAGGGCGCUGUGGCACAUUUUAUGGUGAUGCAGUGUUUAGGUGCCAUGGCAACGGCAAAUGUGCCCGGGGUUGUGCCCUUCAUCAAACCGAUACUGGCUACCAUACUGCCUAAUUUGGGCGGCAUCAAACAUGAUCACAUCAAGCAAGCGCAUGCCUAUGCUAUUGGUCACUUCAGCGAAGCAUUGUUGGAGCAAUCACAUGGCGUGGCUGCUGUGCCAAUCACCACAAUUAGUCCACCCAACGAUGAUACAAAAACCACGUCGACAACACCAACAGACUCGUCGGUCGAUUGCUCUACAGAGAUCUCCGUUGCUUACGAUGUACUCUUCAAUCAAUGGUUGCACUCGCGGGAGCCCAAAGUAUGCGUUGAAAUUCUGCAUGCACUUUCUUCAAUGUAUCCGCUGUUGCCUGUAGACAAGAUACAGGAUCAAUCAACGCGUUUGAUACCGCAAAUAUUGGCGCUGUACCGGCGUUCGAUUGAACGCAACUCCGUCACGCAAUUCCUCUCAUCCGUGCUGAAGACAAAUAUUGCACUGCAACCGUCGAUUUUAGAUCCAGUCGCCGAUCAACUAAUAUCCAGUCUCUUCGAUUUGGUUUGCGUAUUUCCCGACUAUGAAAAGCCGCAGACGGUGAAGGGUCACUACGAGGUAUUGCGUUGCUUUCAUUUACUCUCGGGCAUUUAUGCCGCGAAGAUAGUUGACACUUUGCUGAUACACUUACGUAAUAAUAGCGAGCGUGAUCGCAUUAAAUCGCUGCUCAUACUCACACAUCUGCUGAAUACGUCCACAGCGCAGAUAGGCGAUAAAAUGCAGGCUUUCCUUGAAUGUCUCAAGCCGAUGGUUAUGGCCGAGAAGGGCAUUAAAAUGAAAAUGACGCUGCUGAAGACGAUAGUGGCGCUUUCCCAGAAAGGUUUCAUCAAGGAGAAAGAGUUUGUUUGGUUUGUAGUACGUUACAGCUGCAAAUACACGAAGGUGAACCAAGAGCACGGCUCACUGGAGGAGCAUGCCAACUUUGUAUUGUCCUGCGAGAACUCGCUCUUCAUGCUGUCCUCCACAGCGGGCACAAUGGAUGAGCUAUUGAAGCGUGAGCUGCUAAAUUACUUCGUGCUUCUAGACUACACAGAUGUCUGUUCGAACUUGGCCAAAUGUUUGGGUAGUCUCUUUGCCAAGUCGCCGAAUAUCGAAUAUGAGAUCGCAACUGACGAGGAGGGUGACGAAAAGAAGGAUGGCGCUGGCGAAGAGCAUGCCAAGGAGACUGGUCACACGAAUGUUAAAAGCGGCAAGAUAAUUGUGCCGUGCGCUGAGUCCAUAUUUGCGCGUUGUCUUGCUUUGCUCGGAAACUAUCACUGCAUAAAACGUUCGUCCAACAUUUUGUCCUUCCUCAAAUACUAUUAUCCACAUUUGAAUCCCGAGCUGAAUGCGCUCUGGGAUCAACGUAUACCUGAUCUACUGCUACACAUCAAUAAAGAGUCGGUGUUCUCACGGAAGCUCAUAGAAUUUAUAACCGAAACUGUGGAAUACCUGAAUACACGAGAUGAAAAUUUCGCUGAACGUCUAGUCAACAAGAUGUCCGAUCAAAUGAAUCUCUACCCCAUCAGCACGCUGCACACCGAGUUCGUUGUUUCCCCAAUGGCAAUCGAGCGUGGCAUGCUCUUGAAAUCGCUCGCUUUGGCGUUGUGUUUCGUAACCGAAGCGCAAACCAUUAAUGCCAAGAUCGACUUAAUCAUUGGCGCAGCGCGUCAGGAGAAGCUUGACAAGCAUAUAAAACAUGCGGACUAUGAGCAGAAAAUCGCGCCUUGUGCUUUGGCACUGGGCUAUAUAUCACGCAAGCACUUGUCUCAUUUAAUCAAGAAAUUGGCAGAGCUCGCGCAUAUUGGCGGCCGCAAGCAUUCAACCGGUUUCUUCAGCAACUUGCAUUUCAUCAAAGACACUCACAAAGAGCAGGAGUUGUAUAAGACGAAUCUGCUGGUGAUCAAGUCAUUCGGUCACAUACUGGACGAGUCGGAUCCCAUGCAGUCGCUACAGAACCUCGAUGAUACAAUACUCAAUUUCCUAAUUUUGCAAUUGACCGGCACGAAGGAUCAAACCAUUAUGUCAGCUAUACUAAAGACCCUGCUGAGCAUUUGUAAUCAAAUAAUUGCAACAAAGGAGCAACUAACGGCGCCACUGAAGUACCGCAAACAGAUAAUGGAUGCUGUAUUCAGCAUACCUAUCGAGGCGCCAUUCAAUGAUCUGCCGCUACUGCCAACAAUUCUUAAACUGGGCACAGAUUUCAUACGUAUAGGCGGCGUUGACGCAACCGAAUCAGUUGAUGGUAGCGUAAUUUUCGAAAUUGCUUGUAAGAAUUUCUUCUCCUGUGCACAGCACUUAAAAAUUAAAUUCGAUUCACCCGAAGAGGAUGAGCGCAAUAGUUUUCUAGCGAAGCACUUAAAUGAAUCGUUGCCCGAGUUGAAUGCACUCGCCAAGGCUAUAAUAGAAACCGAUCCAUCACCCAGUACACUCGAUUUGAUAAUAUCGAUUUUGGAGUCCUGGACACGGGACAAGAAUUCGGAAGUACGCAUUUGUGCAUCGCACGUCUUCAAUAAUGGCCUCGAAGUUUAUAUAAAAUCAAUGAAGAUCGGCUGUGAGGCACCUUCGAAAUUCAAUCAAACCGGUCAAAUGUUGGGUAAAAUUGUGCCACGCUGCAUCGACUCGAAUGGUACAGUGCGUCAGGUGUCUGUGGAUAUUUUACAGAAGACAUUGGAGAUUUCUUGUAUUUACGAAACACUCACCAUUGCCGACAGUGAAACGGACUGGGUGAAGGAGAUCGAUUUGGUCAAAGAACAAAUAAUAACCGAUGAUCCUAAGAUGAUAUAUAAUUUGGCUGGGGAAAUCGCUAAAAUUAUUGCCUUGCGUAUGUCAAAUUUUCAGUAUUUGCAAUUUUGUAAAACUCUUCUACAAGGAUUGCGUGAUCCAGAGCAAAGUUCCUCGAUUGGUGCUUCAGUGGUUUUGAAAUUCUUCAUACAACACAAAGGUUCCGAAUUAUUCCAUGCUAUACCGGAUCUCGUCAAGGAGAGUUUGAACGCCGUGCGCGAGUGCGACAUAAAUCGUGCACGCUCGGGUGUGCUUAAAGCGCUCGUGGCGUUAACGAAACAUCACCCGAAACUGGUAUGCUUCGAGAUGCUGACACAACCGCUACCAUACGAAAGCAACACCGUCGAAUAUUGGCAUCUUAUUGCCAAUGACUCCGAACUGACCGCCGCGCUGCUAGAAAAUUUCCUGCAAGUUUUAACCGCCUCCUGUCUGUACGAACCCAACGAACCAGCGACCAGUGAAAGGCAGAAAAUCGCGAGCAUGCAACCUUUUGCCAUUUUCUGUGCUUUGAAAGAGAUUAUGCCAUGCAAGGAUGUUAAGGAGGAACUGAAUAAGAAAUUUCCCGAACUCUUCACCAUGCUCCUAACGUCUCUGGCUACAUAUACAAAUUUGGCGCCACCCAUGCAUACGGGCAGCCAGCGCAGCAACUCACCUACUCAACCGACCGUGAAUGCCUCUACCGCUUCAAUCUCCACAGUCGCCUCGUCAGCCAAAUCCAAAUUUGGUUUUGUGCCGAAUAAAGAUUUGGUUAAAUUGAAUCCCUGUCAGAUUGUUUUGGACACAUUCCAAGCAUUUCUCGGUAAUUUGGAAAUGGAACAAAUCGCUACAGUACUCACAGUACACACUCAAUUGGCUAGUAGCACCGAUUUGAAACACUUUAUUGAACUCUUGACACCUAUCGCUAUUGGUUUGGUGAAUCAACUGCAAGUCGGCUCAAGUACUAUGAAGCACGUUGUGACGGCGUUGAGCAAAUAUGUGGCAUCGCCAUACGAUGGUCAGCGCAUAGCGGCAGUUGGUCUGUUUUCACGUCUCGUGCCGUUGAAACCUUGUGGCGAGAUCUCAUCGGUGAUUAUGUUGCAUCUUAGCUCUGCGCUAAGUGACCCCAAUGCUGUUGUGCGUGGUAUAAGCAUACAGGGUUUAGGCUAUGUGGGUAGUCUCACUGAGCAUGAUAUUGAAAAGUAUACAGAGACGGCUGUUACAGCACUGCUGAAGGGCAUUGACGAUACUGUCAGUGACUGCCUCAUUAAUAUACCGCUGGAGAGCAUGCGUGGUUUAGCAAGAGUUUUGCAAACACUACCCAGCGAUCGUCUGGAAUCAUUUCAUGUCUCUUUGGCCAUACGUAUACGACCAUUCUUCGGCAGCUACUCCAUUGAGAUACGUGAGGCGUCCAUUAUACUCUUUGGCGAUUUGUGCGAGUCGAAGAAGGCGCACGAAAACACAGGCAACAUAUCGCCCACUGCGGCGUCCACAGAGGCGUUACGCGAGCAAUUGAUCGCCAAUCUAUUUCCGAUUUUACUGCAUUUGAGUGAGGGUGAAGCCACCAUUAUUAGGGCCUGCAAGGGUACUUUACGCAAAGUUUGUGGCUUGUUGAAUGCGCCAAAAGUUAAUGAGAUGGCCCAGCGUCAUCUCAUCGAUCACGGCCAAUUGAAUUAUGGCGUUUUCAUAGUGGAUUUUGUAAAACUAAUUGCUAUGGACUUGCCUGCGCAUAUACAAGAUUUUAUUGACUCGGCAAUACCCAAGUUACGUAGCCAAUGGCCAGAGGUGCGCGGCAGCGCUGCUGUUGUAAUAGGCAUACUCCAUAAUUUUCUGCCGGAGCGUAAUGCUCAAACCGAGUCGGUGGGCAAUAAACUGGCUGUACUACUAAAAGAUGAAAAUCACUUUGUACGCGUUAAGGCCGCCACAGCAUUGGGCUAUUUCUUUGGUGACAUUUGAAAGGAAAAAACUGUUGGCAGUUCGGCUAGGCAGCGGUAAUGUGAAACCAAAUAGUAACUGAAAGUAGUUUAAAAGCAGCAGUCAUUUAUGAAUUUAUAAAGUGUACCUAAAAGGAAACUAUGUAGCAGUGCGAACAUGUGUCUAUGUGAUUAAUGAAAAAAAGCUAGGUUAAUAUAUGUAUAUUAUUAUUGUUUUAUAAACUAUGGUAAAUAUAAUAUUACUUACAUUAUUCAAGAUAAUUAUGCGCAUAUAUGCGUGUAUAUAUCAUUUAUUGUUACCCCUGCUUGUGCAGCACUUUUUCUUAGAUUCUCAAUCCACAUACGAAUUUGCUUAAAUUGUAACUAAAUUAUUCUAUAUAAAUUGUUUGAUUAAGUUUUUGGCCAAAAUGGUAGACAGUUAAAAUGAUUAAAGCGAAAAAUCUAAAGUAAAAGAAAACACUUGGAAAGUAUUAUUUAAAAAAGUUGAUUGA